Messenger RNA from Chinchilla lanigera (long-tailed chinchilla), 1619 nucleotides. It is a transcript of the gene Tmem192, whose product is annotated as transmembrane protein 192. Gene Ontology annotation, cellular component: lysosomal membrane; late endosome. The record is from RefSeq and is a predicted model, not a curated record. Lineage: Eukaryota; Metazoa; Chordata; Mammalia; Rodentia; Chinchillidae.
GGCUCCUUGGACCUGGUGCAGAGUACGGAGGAGGACCCACUGCUGGACGCGCGGCUGCCCGCACAGCACUCACUGCAGGCCCACUUCACACCCCGCUUCCAGCCGCUGCCCACGGCGCUCACAGCCGUUCUGCUCCUGCUCGUCCACGUGGCGUUUGUGGUCUUGGCGUUUUUAACCGGUGUGCUUUGCUCCUACCCUGACCCGGAGGACGACAGGUGCCCGGGGAACUACACCAGCCCGCUGAAGGUGCAGAGCGUCAUCGUCCUGGGCAAGGUGGCGCUGUGGCUCCUGCACCUGCUGCUCGAGCGCUACCUCCAGCAUCACCACAGCAGGGCGAGGGGCCGCGGCUACGGCCGCAUCGACCGCGCCACGCGGCCGCUGAAGACGCUGGCUCUGCUCACGCACUCGGCGGGCAACGCGGCGCUGCUGCUGGUGCUGGGCGCGCAGCACUCCUUCCCCGGGCACGGCAGGCUGUACCUGGCCCUCAUCCUGGCCGUGCUGGGCCUGGAGCUGCUGGGCUGCGUGAUCUGGCUGCUCCUGUACGCAGUGAGAAUCAGAAAGUUUAAUAGAGCCCAGCCACAGCCUGACGUACUCGAAGAAGAAGAGAUCUACGCGCACCCCAACGGCAUCGCCUCGGAGACGGGGUUCAGGACGGCGGGGAGCCUGGAGGAGGUGGUGGAGAAGCAGGCGGACGCCAUCGCCUACCUGCGGCGGCACAACGCGCUGCUCAGCCGGCGGCUGCUGGCGCUCACUGGCUCGCAGCCGGGCCGGAGCUGAGCGGGACGGGACGAGACCGGGCCGGACCCGAUGGGACGCCAGGAGGAGCCCAACCAGCCCGCGCUGCCACAGCGUGGGGCCCUGAUGCGCGUCACCUGCGGCCGGAGGAUGGCACCGCCGCGCUCUGAACCCUGAGACCCAGUCGCGCUCAUCAGCGCUUGGGGGUUGGGCCUAGGGCCUGGCAGAGCCGGCUCCACCACCCCGCCCCGGGGCCUGAGCAGUCUGAAGAAGCAGGUUCUGCUCUUAAAAUAACGGAGGAGUCAUCCCUGCUGCAGCCCCUGACCGGUGCGCUGCGGGCACCCGCUUUUCCCCCUGUGGCGCCGGGGAAGCUCCACCCCCCGCAGAGCUGCACCCCACACACCGCUGUCACCGAAUGUCCUCACCGUGGGACCCCGCAGCCGGCCGGGGGGACGCGCGCUGACAGUCACAGCGCUCGGGAGGCUGAGGCAGGAGGGCCACGAGUUGGAGGCCAGCCUGGCUAUCAGAGCAAGAUCCUGCCUCCAGAAACAGCAGAAAACCGACUGCAGGACCCAGGUCUCACGGGUGAUUUGAUAUGCAAAUUCUAGUCCUUUCUUCAGAAAUCACAGUUACCUGGUGACGCGCCGGGACAGGCUGUGCCCCAGUGGCAGCGCUUGCCGCUAGCGAAAGGGGGCAGAUGGAGAAAUUUUCCUUACCUGUCUCCUUCUUAAGGGGGCUGCAGUGUAUUUCUGUAUUGGAUCAGUUCAUCGGCUCAAGAAGUUCCGUUCCAGCAGUGGAAAGGUCUGAGGUUUAGGGGCUGGGGAUUUAGCUCAGCGGCAAAAGCGCCUGCCUGGCAAGCGCAAGGUCGUGAGUUCGGUUCCCGG